UUAGUAAAACAUCGUAUACCUCCAAUUCAUUAAACAGAUGUUUAAAGAGUUUAGAGUUACAUUGGUUAUAUGAAGAAAACGUUUAACUUUCACUGGAGACAUGAGGAAAUACCAGACUUGUGUCGGUGAAAAGAACAACAUGUUAAAUUACAGUGUCUAUAACACGAAGAUAAAUGUUUUAUCCAUGCCAGGACCCAAUUUAAAAUCCACAUCAUUCCUCUCCGAUCACCUCUUUCUGAGCGAGCGGUCCUUCGUGUCCUCUUUGUUAAGUGAUAAAACGUAUGACGUCAUUGCUUUUUUCGCGCAGCCGUCGUUUGGCGCUCAGAGCGCCUCUUACUUGGAGCCACAGCUGUGCCCUUGGCCCAUGAUGCAGCGCGAUUGACACCCUCCUCCCGUGUCUUCGGUCUCCUGUUCUUCUUCCAGCUUUUCUCUCCUCCGACGAGUGUUUCUCUUUUUUCCGUUUUUCAUGGAAGCCUCAAGAUACGGCUGGAAAGCUUGACAUGCAGUGCGCUGACAGAAUAGCCACUACACCAGCCUCAAAAUGACCACAGGCUUCAGCUCCAACUCCUGCCGAUUCGCGGACUACUUCGUCAUCUGCGGACUCGAUACCGAAACCGGUCUGGAACCGGAUGAGCUCUCCGCAUUAUGCCAGUUUAUACAGGCUUCUAAAAUGAGAGUGGGGCCCGGCCUCUUCACAGCCAGUGCGGAUGAAGGUGAGAAUUUUGAACAGAGUCCUUUAAGAAGAACAUUUAAAUCAAAGGUGUUGGCUCAUUAUCCGGAUAAUGUGGAGUGGAGUCCCUUUGACCAGGAUGCUGUAGGAAUGCUCUGCAUGCCUAAGGGGCUAUCUUUCAGGACUCAGUCAGACUGUAGAGAACCCCAGUUCCAUUCCUUCAUAAUCACCCGUGAGGAUGGUUCCAGGACUUAUGGUUUUGCUCUCACUUUUUAUGAGGAGGUCACCAGCAAGCAAAUCUGUAGUGCAAUGCAGACCCUUUACCACAUGCACAAUGCAGAACAAUAUGAUAUCCUCCAUUCAUCCUCUAGCAGUGGAAGAGAUUGUGACAGCACUUUAGAAGAAUAUAAUGGAACAUCCAUUUCAAAACUGCAACGUUUCAACUCUUAUGACAUUAGCAGAGACACACUAUAUGUCUCUAAAUGCAUCUGUUUAAUAACUCCCAUGUGCUUCAUUCAAGCAUGCAGAAAAGUACUAGAACAACUUCACCAGGCUGUAACAUCUCCACAGCCUCCUCCAUUGCCAUUGGAAAGCUACAUCUUCAAUAUACUUUAUGAGGUACCCCUUCCACCAUCAGGGAGGUCUUUGAAAUUCUCAGGUGUAUAUGGAGCAAUUGUAUGUCAGAGGCCAAGCACCAAUGAACUACCUCUCUUUGAUUUUCCUUUGAAUGAGGUUUUUGAACUCCUGGGUCUGGAAAAUGUAAUACAGCUCUUCACUUGUGCCCUUCUUGAGAUCCAGAUACUGCUGUACUCUCAACACUAUCAGAGAUUAAUGACCGUGGCAGAGAGCAUCACAGCCUUAAUGUUCCCCUUUCAGUGGCAGCAUGUAUAUGUUCCCAUUCUACCUGCCUCCCUUUUACAUUUUUUGGAUGCUCCUGUUCCAUAUCUUAUGGGCUUACACUCCAAUGGCCAGGAUGAUCGAUCCAAACUGGAACUUCCUCAGGAAGCCAAUUUGUGUUUUGUUGAUAUUGACAACCACUUCAUUGAACUGCCUGAGGAUUUGCCUCAGUUUCCUAACAAGCUGGAAUUUAUUCAGGAAAUUUCAGAAAUACUAAUGGCUUUUGGAAUCCCUCCAGAAGGCAGUCUGCACUGCAGUGAAAGUGCCUCCAAGUUAAAAGGUCACCGGUCUAUUGAUGUUGCUUCAGACAAACGCAAUGGCAACAUUGCAUGCUCUCCUUUAAACUCAUACAAACUCUUAAAAGAGAAUGAAACCAUUGCACGACUGCAGGCCCUAGUGAAAAGGACAGGAGUCACUGUAGACAAGCUUGAAGUAAGGGAUGAAGCAAGCAAUAACAAGGACUUAAAGGUCCAAUGUGAUGAAGAAGAGCUUAAGAUGCAUCAGUUGAACAUUCAAAUCAGAGAGGUGUUUGCCAAUCGUUUCACACAAAUGUUUGCUGAUUAUGAGGUCUUUGUGAUUCAGCCCAGUCAGGACAAAGAGUCCUGGUUUAGCAACAGAGAGCAGAUGCAAAACUUUGAUAAAGCCUCUUUCUUGUCAGACCAGCCUGAGCCAUAUCUGCCUUUUUUGUCAAGGUUUCUUGAAACACAGAUGUUUGCAUCUUUUAUUGACAAUAAAAUAAUGUGCCAUGAUGAUGAGGACAAAGACCCAAUUUUACGGGUUUUUGACUCAAGAGUUGAUAAAAUCAGAAUGUUGAAUGUAAGAACCCCAACCUUGAGGACAUCAAUGUACCAAAAGUGUACGAUGAUUGAUGAGUCAGAUGUUCUGCUUAAAAAGAGGUUUGAGCAUUUUGAUCUGGUUGCUCCCGCUCCUCACUGUAUUGGAUUGGAGAACUAUAAAGCUCAUCUUAAAAAAGCAAUAGAAAUGAGACUCGCAAAAAUUGAUCAUACUGCCUUGCACCCCCAUUUGCUGGACAUGAAGAUUGGUCAAGGGAGAUAUGAGCCUGGUUUCUUUCCUAAGUUGCAGUCAGAUGUACUGUCUACAGGGCCAACCAGCAACAAAUGGGCUAAAAGAAGUGCUACUGCACAGUGGAGACGGAAAGACAGACAGAAGCAGCAUGCUGAACAUUUGUACCUCGAUAAUGAUCAGAGAGAGAAAUACAUUCAAGAAGCAAGAAGUCUGGGAACAACUAUUCGCCAGCCAAAGCUGUCCAAUCUAUCUCCUUCUGUAAUUGCACAAACUAAUUGGAAGUUUGUGGAGGGCUUACUAAAAGAGUGCAGAAACAAGACAAAAAGGAUGCUGGUGGAAAAAAUGGGUCGAGAAGCUGUGGAGCUGGGCCACGGAGAGGUCAACAUCACAGGAGUAGAAGAAAACACACUCAUAGCUAGUCUUUGUGAUCUCCUAGAAAGAAUUUGGAGUCAUGGACUGCUUGUUAAGCAGGGUAAAUCUGCAUUGUGGUCUCACAUGUUGCAUUAUCAGGAAAGUAAAGAGAAAAAGGAAUCGACGUCAGGAAGUUUGAAUACACCAGGCUUUAUCCAGGACACAGAAAGGAGAAAAUCUGAUGUUGGGCCUGUCAUGUGCCCCCUUAAAGUUUCACUCAUUCAGGAUAUGCGACAUAUUCAGAAUAUCAGUGAGAUCAAAACUGAUGUUGGGAAGGCCAGGGCUUGGGUGCGACUAUCAAUGGAGAAAAAACUGCUUUCUAGGCACCUGAAACAGCUGCUGUCUGACCAUGAGCUAACCAAAAAACUAUACAAACGUUACGCUUUUUUGCGUUGUGAUGAUGAGAAAGAACAAUUCCUGUACCAUCUUCUCUCCUUCAAUGCUGUGGAUUACUUUUGCUUCACAAAUGUUUUCACUACAGUCUUGAUUCCUUAUCACGUACUAAUUAUCCCCAGCAAAAAACUGGGGGGCUCCAUGUUUACAGCCAACCCAUGGAUUUGUAUAUCUGGAGAGAUGUCUGACACGGGAGUCUUACAAAUUCCUAAAAACAUUCUUGAAAUGACCUUUGAGUGUCAAAAUCUUGGGAAACUGACAACUGUCCAGAUUGGUCAUGAUAACUCAGGACUGUAUGCAAAGUGGUUGGUUGAAUUCGUCAUCGUCAGAAACGAGAUAACUGGUCAUGCAUACAAGUUUCCCUGUGGACGUUGGCUAGGAAAGGGAGUGGAUGAUGGUAGUUUAGAACGUAUCCUGGUAGGAGAACUUGUAACACCCAACAUGGAAAGUGACGAGCGAUUGUGCAGAACACCGCCCAUGCAGCAGUCUCCUAGUAUGAUGAGGAGAUUUGUUACCAUAUCACCGAACAGUAAACCAAAGCUCAAUACUGGACAGAUACAGGAGAGUGUUGGCGAAGCAAUGAAUGGCAUAGUGAAGCACUUCCACAAACCAGAGAAAGAGAGAGGAAGUUUGACACUGCUGUUAUGUGGAGAAAAUGGCUUGGUCUCUGCUUUGGAGCUGGUGUUUCAGCAUGGGUUCAAAUCUCCUCGGCUCUUCAAAAAUGUCUUUAUUUGGGAUUUUUUAGAAAAAGCACAAGCAUACUUUGAAAGCUUUGAUCAGCGAGAAAUGACUGAAGAUGAGAACUGGCAGACCAGAGCACAGACCUUCUGCAGAUUUAUGAAUGCAGUUAACAACACACCACGAAACAUUGGGAAAGAUGGCAAAUUUCAGCUGCUGGUGUGCUUGGGUGCGAGGGACCACUUGCUGCACCACUGGAUUGCUCUCCUUGCCGACUGCCCUAUCACCGCACAAAUGUAUGAAGACAUGGCUCUGAUUAAAGACCACACGCUAGUGAACUCACUAAUCCGAGUCCUGCAAACACUCCAAGAGUUUAACAUCACCUUAGAAGCUUCUUUAGUUAAAGGAAUUUGCAUUUAGAAUCUCUUUCAUACAGUCCAACAUACAUAUUUUCAUAGAAUGACAUUCAAAUAUUCCACCCUUUUGUGAUCCAUCGAGAGAGGCCAGCGUAAAGGAUUCUGCCGGCUUAUUUUAAAGCUACAGUGCAAUGCGCUGGGUGUCGUGUGCAAUGAGACCGUUUUGGACGAGUCACGCUGGCUUUCAGGACGUCACGCUGCAACAGAAUUGAAUGAUCUGUGAGGACCUGGUGUGUGCUAUAUUAUGAUUACCAAUGUAGUUUAUUUUUAGUUGUUUGUUCAUAUAUAUAAUAUGAAAGGACUUGUUUAAUUUUAAUAUAUUUAAAAUGGAAAAAGCAGUAUUAUUUUGAUAUUGUUGUCUGUUUGCUUGCACUAUUGUUAAAUUCGUUACCAGUUCUAACAGAGGGUGAAUGCUGAGCUCUGACCCAGUCGCCUCAAAAGUAUACUUUAUAAGUACUAUAUUUACAAAGCAGGUAGGAUUUUAAAACAAACUGUGUGUGUGUGUGCGCGAGAGAGACGUCUGUAUGCCAAAGUGUGUUGCUGGUUUGUUUGUUUUACAUUUACAGAAUAGAUAGGAAACAAAAGAACAAAACCAUCACUUUUGACUGGAUAUUAAUUUGCACGAUUGCUUUACUCGUCCCGUCCUUCGCUACAACCUGCGUGGCUCCUUGGAUUUUUAUCCUGGCAGCAGGACUUUGAUGACCACUGCUGGGACAAAGUAAGUGAAAGUAAAUCAAAUUGGUCGUGUCGCUUGAUGACAAACCCUGUGGUCUCCUGUGUUGCCUUUGCUGCGUUCAUUUGUUUGGUUUUCGGUGUCUCCGACUUGAGCUGCCUUUUCAGCGAGUCUCGGUCUGUCUAAGACAUGGCCACUUUGUGUUGUGAGUCCUUGUUGUACUAGAAGAUGGCGUAACAGCCAGUGAGGGUGUUUUAAUUUUGUACUUUAUUUUGUACAGACGAGCCGUUUCUGUCACUUUGCUCCUCCAGUCAUUUGUUACAGCAUCAGUAUAGAUGAGCGAGGCACUGCCAGUGUCAGAGCCAUGGCUGCCUGGGUCACUUUCUCACAUGCACGUGUUUUUCUUUUCUCUCUGCCAUCAUUUUAUUGUCGACUCGCCUGUCCAUAUCGUGUGGCUCCAAACUCUGUUAGUUCAUCAAAUUGUAAUCUGGUCGCUCUUGUGUGACCCUUACAGUGCAGCAAUCCAAGCCCCCAUAAACUCAUUUGUGGCACACUCAGCCUUGCUGCCUGGCGGCUCUUGUGGAUUUGGGCAGCACUCGUUUUAGAGCUUCUCUUCUAUAUAUACGGCUAUACUCCCCGGCUUGACCAAACUGUGAUCCCCAACUACAUCAAACCAACUAUAAAGAGAAGGGCAGCUGGUAAAUACAACACCGCACAAGCCAUUGGCAGCCAAAGUGAAAUUGAAAGUGGUGGUCAAGCAGACACAGCAAAGAGGACAUUCUGUGUGUGUGCCUCAGACUCGGACUGGUUUGUCUGAGUAAACUGGGCAGAAACAGGCCCAGUACUUACAGUGUGUGCGUAUCCAUGUGAGCACAGAAGAUAACUCCACGUUUAUCAACAAAUGUAACGCUCACUUGACAAAUUUUCCAAAUAAAUUCAUUUCCAUGCAUUAUGUACAAAAUGGAGAAAGCAAACUGAACAAAAACUUUUAAAAUGAGACGUUUUAUUCCCCUCAUUUGUAACUGCUGAAGUAUAGCAGUCGGCUCUAAUCGAGUAUUUCUUUAAAAGCUCCUGCUCUAAUUUGUAAUGUGAUGGAUCCACCGGGAGGAGAUUUAAACCGUAAACUCCAUGGCGUUCUCAUAUUUGAAAAACGCAUUGUAGAAAAUGCCAUGUGCCUGUCUGUCUGUGAAGGUCUGUAUUUUUAUUUAAUGCUGCUGAGAAGUUUUUACCUCGUAACGUCAAACACAAAAGCUCACUUCCACCUUUGCAUGGAAACCGGACCCUAAACGUCCGAGGCACACAAGCACGUAUGUCACUUUUCAGUCGUGACACUUGUUACGUUUCUUCAGACGGCCAUAACUGACAGUAUUCUGUGUGAGCCACACAUUCAAAGGGCACGUGCCUCCCAUGCUAGAAACGUUACUUUUCUGUCGACAGCCCGCUAACGUCGUACAGACACGGAGACAGAGCUGUCACUAAUCAGAAAGCAGAUUUCAAAUUGCUCUCUUUAACUCUUGUGUGUGCUUUUAUUUUUAUUCUUGUAGACCCCUUUACCGAAGGCAGCUUCAGACACUAGUACACGACUUUUGUUUAAGUUUAUAUUCGGCUAAAUGACGUUGCUCGGGUCACACAGCACUGGAGGCGCUCAGGCCUCGUCCACAGUAUCAGACGGCCUACUGGUAGCCAUCAGCAUCUGAGCCUGUAACAGGAGACCCUGGUAGAUCUGCCAGGCCACUCUCUUCACUAUUUAGCCGUGUCUGUAUGUCGGCGGCCUCCUAAAUGUACCACCAGUGCACUGAGGCAGCUCUGUUUGUGUACUGAGAAUUUCCAAAAUGAUCAAAGCACGUCAUCUAAUGAAUUUAACAGCUAACGUGAAAAUAAUUGUCAUUCUGUAGGACGUGAUCAUAUAAAAGCUUCCAGAGCUGUAUGUACACUUGCCACUGGGCCCGGGGGAUGUCCGCCGUGUGGAGAGCAGUAUUAGGACCCCCGAGACGUGGCGUUUCAGGCUGAUGCACAUUCAGCAGAAGCUCGUUCUCCGGUUCGCUCUUCUGUAAGAAGUAAACAGUGUUGGCUGCCAUACUGGCCAUUCAGAGUUUUCCUGGUGAAAAUGCCACACCGAUCUGUUGAUUUUACUUUGAAGAACAACACUGACGACAAUAAAACACAAGUGCUCUGUGUGUGUGUCCGUUUGUACCUGCAGUGAGUUGUCAUACCCAAGGUCUCCGGCGUGUUUGCUGCCUUCGCUUCAUACAGACAGACGUCCUCUUCGUCGAGAGUGCCUGCCGCUGCUCCUCUCAUAAAUGUCUCCGCUACGCAGUAAAUCGUCUCUGAAGCCGUCAGUCCAGCGUUUGGGACGCACGACAAGUAUCUCUUUAUGUUGUUGUUGUUUUUUUGUGAUUACUAAAAGGCAUUUCAAGAAAAUCCUGGUCACCUGCUGGAAUGUCGGCGGUGAGCUGAGGUGACCCGCUUAUGGGGGAGGAGGCGGACGUGAGGCUCCCGGGGUGUUGUUUUUUAUUUUAUUGUUCAUACUAGGGCUGUGUUCCAAAUAGUUACUCACAUUGUGUACAGUGUAUAAAAUGUAAUACAAUAAAAACCGUGCCGGGUGGCAAGUGUGUGUAAAGAGCGUAUCGUAUAUUUUUACAUAAUGAACUUGCUGUGGUGAGUGGACGGCGCCUGGCGAGUGCUUUUCUAGAGAGCUUUUUUACCUUUGUAACCGCUCUGGUCGCCUCUGUUCUGUCCGUGAACCGUAGCUCUGUACAUACUGUAGAGAUGUCCUCGAGUAGUUACUGCAUUGAAAUUGUCCUCUCUAAUAAACUGCAGACAUUUCCUAACA
Messenger RNA from Polypterus senegalus (gray bichir), 7997 nucleotides. It is a transcript of the gene dennd5a, whose product is annotated as DENN/MADD domain containing 5A. The transcript is spliced from 24 exons. Gene Ontology annotation, molecular function: small GTPase binding; guanyl-nucleotide exchange factor activity. Bases 542 to 4495 code for a protein of 1317 amino acids. The record is from RefSeq and is a predicted model, not a curated record. NCBI's taxonomy places the organism in Eukaryota, Metazoa, Chordata, Cladistia, Polypteriformes, Polypteridae.